UAUGUUUUAUUUAAAUUUCAACGGUCGCGCAAAAACACUCAAGUCUUUAUUUAGCUAAAAAUAAUUAAAAACUAAUUACUAAAAAAUCAAUAAUUAACAUAAAUAUCAAAUAAUCAUUUAAAUCUAAAUAUUUAAAAAAUAUAAAAAUGGAUUUUUCACCAGAGUCCGUUCAUUCUCUUCUGACUGAACUAGAGUUCCCAGUUUCCAUGGAAGAUCUUAAAAAUCCAACGGAAUCAUUCAUGAUUAAAUUUAUCACCGAAUUAUUCCAACGUUUUCACAUCGACGUUGGAACUCUAACUCAGCUGGCAUUUGACCAAGUUGACGUUUUGAAAGUAACCGGAGAACAAAACGCGUCACAUAUCGUCUGUUUAUUAAAUUUAGCAGAAGUGAUUGGAAUAAUUGGUGAGAAAAUAUUCGUGAAAGACUUUUCCGUAACUGAUAUCACAUCACCAGGAUCCAAGCGUACCCGUAAGAUUCUCAAAUUUCUCGCCAACUUUACCCUGUACGCGCAAAAUGCUUCAGCUAAAUUGCAAGAGGAGACGGACAAAAUAUUCGCAGAAGCUGAGCAAAUUGAAAACACCAAGAAGAGAACUGAAGACAUUAAAGAAAGAAUGAACAGUCGUGCUGCUGAGAUGGCAAUCAUGAUCGCCCAGACAGAAGCUAUGGACAAAAAGGCUGAGGAAAUUCGCGGCAGGUUGAAAAAGAGACAGGAGAAUAUUGAUAAAGUUUGUAAGCAAAAUGCGAAGCUGCAGAUCAAGACUAGCAAGCUUGAAGAAAUAGCGAAAAAUAAAUACAUUGAUGUCAAAAAAUUGGAGUCUACUGUCGAGCAAUUGAAGACUAAAAUAGUCGCUGACCCAAAUCAAGACCAGUUGAGACUUCAGGAGCUGGAGAAGGAACGUGAGGAUAAGGAAGAAAAGAGGAUAGCAAGUGAGGAAGCAAUUCAGCAAAAGAAACCGAUGAUUCAACAUUUUGAAAAACUUUUACUGUUUAUUGCUCAGCUGCACAGUAAACUUCCUGAUACAUUCAAAUUUCAGAAACGUCUAAUGGAAGAAUCAAAACGCUUUGAAGUAUUGGAUCGUCAGCUACAAGAACUAAAGGAAGCAAUCAGCGUUGAAGAAAAAUUAUUCCACGAAAAUGAUGAAGCACUACUGCAAGAAGAGAUCAAGAAAUAUGAAGCUGAGCAUGAAAGCAAUCUUGUGAAGCUUCGCAACACCCAGACGAAAUUAAUAAAUGAAAAAAAAAUUCUGGAAGAAAAAAUAGCUGACAUGAAAACUCAGCAGUUGGAGUUUUUGUCUGAGCUGGACAAAGUUAAGAUAAAAAUAGCAGAAAGUGAAAAUAAGACUAAAGAAUUUUUGAAACAGUCUCAGGAUUUGUGCAACGAAGACAUCAGAGACUUCGUCAAAGAACGACUGGAUUAUGUUGCCCAAUUAGAAGCACUAGUGCAUCAGGCAGAUCCAGAAUCUCCAGUUUAAGUAAACAGACAUUUUCUAAAUCGCGCGGGAAUUUUUUGGCUCCCGGACAGUCAGGAAUCACUAGGAGUUUAAUAAUACAUUUUUUUUCAUAUCCAGUAUUAUAUUUUCUUUCUUUUUUUUGGAUAUAUUGCUUGUUAAUUUUUUUUUUUUAAUACAGUAUUAAUAUAAUUUUUUUUUAUCUUUCAUCAGUUUAUUAUUUAUUUAAUUAAAUAAUACUGGGUAACAUUAAUCGCGUUAAUUAAAAUAACUGUGAUAAUUAUAAUAAUAAUAAUAGUUUACAGUGGAAUGAUCAAAAAGGAAUUGAACAGUAAAUUAUAUAAUUGUGCAGUAAAUCAAGAGUUGAUUAAUUUUUUAAAUUUUUUGAAACCAUAAUUAAAUUAAGUACAAUUAAAAUAUAAUCUUGUAUUGAAAUAAUAAUUAUUUUUACUUUAUUAUUAUUGCGGACAAAAUUUCAAGGAUUUUUUAAUUAUUGAGUUGAUAAUUAUGCAGUAAUUUCAUA
Messenger RNA from Microplitis demolitor, 1971 nucleotides. Its product is annotated as kinetochore protein Nuf2. Lineage: Eukaryota; Metazoa; Arthropoda; Insecta; Hymenoptera; Braconidae. The record is from RefSeq and is a predicted model, not a curated record. The coding region runs from base 147 to 1472 and encodes 441 amino acids. Gene Ontology annotation, cellular component: kinetochore; Ndc80 complex. The transcript has 3 exons.